AUGAAAGUAGGACAAGCAAAAGUACCACAAAGUAUUCAAGAAUGCUGUGGAAAUUGUUCCACAAAUAUUGAGGAAUAUUAUAAACCAGCAAGUGAUAUAAUAUAUUAUAUUUUUGGAAAAGUAAAUAUUAAAGGUAAAAAAUGGAUACCAUAUUCUCAAUUUACAAAUAUUAAAGAAAUAGCAAAAGGAGGAUAUGAUUUUAAAAAAUAUAAUGCUUGUGGUAUCAUUGAUACUUAUGGCUUUACAAAAGAACCUAUAUCAGAAGAUUAUAUAUUAGUUAUGAAAUAUGCGGCAGGAGGAGAUUUACAUAAAUAUUUACAGGAGAAUUUUAUAAAUAUUACAUGGAAUAAGAAACUGAAGCAACCUCUUAAAGAGAAGAAAUGA
Molecule: messenger RNA, 384 nt
Organism: Rhizophagus irregularis DAOM 181602=DAOM 197198
Lineage: Eukaryota; Fungi; Glomeromycota; Glomeromycetes; Glomerales; Glomeraceae
Source: RefSeq, a predicted model, not a curated record